Messenger RNA from Astrephomene gubernaculifera, 1090 nucleotides. NCBI's taxonomy places the organism in Eukaryota, Viridiplantae, Chlorophyta, Chlorophyceae, Chlamydomonadales, Astrephomenaceae. The record is from the annotation of a GenBank genome assembly.
ACAACGAGUCCUUCCCCGCCCCUCUGGCCCCCCCGCCCCCGCCCGAGCUGUGCGCCCAGCUGGGGUUGCAGGCGGGGGAGGCGGAGUACGAUGCAGUGGUCUUCCUGCGGGACCUGGUGGUGCUGCUGCAGGUGGCGCAACACGCGGGGUUCACCGCGGAGGACCUGGUGACCGCCGUCAUUCGCUCCACGGGCUACGAGGCCUGGAUGGAGCUGGAGCUGGGGGCGAGGAAGGACCUGGCUGAGGAGCAGGGUCAGCUACGGGAGCUGGUGUGGGCGGCCGAGCAGUUUGGGGCGCGGUGGGGGGCGGGGGAGGUGGGGGAGGUGAAAGCGGGGGAGGGGGUGUUGCAGGCGCUAGCCGCCUACAUAGGGCCCCUGUUGGAUGGAGCGGAGGGGGCGCGGAAGCGCAGUGAAGCAGACCCCUCUCCCUCCUCCUCCUCCGCCUCCGCCUCCGCCUCCCUCCCCCCCGACUGCGUGCGGCUGCUGACGCUGCACGGCGCCAAGGGGCUGGAGUUCCCCGCCGUGUUCGUGGCGGGGUGCGAGGAGGGGCUGCUGCCGUACUGCGGGCCGGCAGGGGGGGCGGCAGGGGGGAGAGGGGGGGGAGGGGGCGGGGGGUGGGGCGGCAGUGCGCUGCAGGUGGAGGAGGAGCGGCGGCUGCUGUUCGUGGGCGCCACUCGCGCCAUGGACCAGCUCUACCUCACCUGGGCUGCCACUCGUGCCGCCAACCGGCAGCGGCACAGGGAGCAGCGGGAGCAGCAGCGGGGGAGGGAGAGGGGGAGGGCAGCGGCUAGGGACCCGGACGGCGAGGCGGGGGCGGUUGCUGCGGCCGCCACUGCCGCCCCCGCUGAGCGGCGGGGGGCGGCGCGGCGGCAGCGCCACCUGUCGCCCUUCCUGCUGGACCUGCUGCAGGAGCUGCAGCGGGAGGGGCGGGUGGUGGAGGCGGCGCCGGACGCGGCGGGCUGCAUAUCCGGCUGGCAGGGGCAGCAGCAGCAGGGGGAGGGGCAGGGGGAGGGGCAGGGGCAGCACCACACCCCUCCCCCGCCUCCGCUGCUGCUGUACCACGACACCACCGGCAAGCACCCGCUCAGCCA